Phoenix dactylifera (date palm) is the source of this 1364-nucleotide messenger RNA. RefSeq names its product putative WRKY transcription factor 11. Lineage: Eukaryota; Viridiplantae; Streptophyta; Magnoliopsida; Arecales; Arecaceae. Gene Ontology annotation, biological process: regulation of DNA-templated transcription. The record is from RefSeq and is a predicted model, not a curated record. Gene Ontology annotation, molecular function: sequence-specific DNA binding; DNA-binding transcription factor activity.
UGGAGUCGUUCCUUUCACAAUUUAAAACUAUGGACUUCGAUUUCAUCAGAACCGUCCGAUCGAAAGACACCUUUUGUUUUUUGGGUACAACAUCUAAAGACACCUUUGACUAAGAAUCUUAUGUCAGUUUUCCUAGCCGGUUUCUCCGGUCGCCCCUCUCCCCUUACAGCCCCCUCCAUCUCCUCAUUUUCUCAGCUACUCCAAUCCGCUGUCUCCGCUCUUUCCUCUUAUCUCUCUAGCGGUCGCCUUGGGUUCUUAUACUUCCGAUUUCGAUCUUAUAGGGUUACCCGGAUCUUGUCGAUUGCCGAUGGCCGUUGAUCUUACGGGUUCCGCAAAGAUAGACGACAAGAUCGCGAUCCAGGAGGCGGCCUCUGCGGGACUCGGGAGCUUGGAGCACCUGGCCUUCCAGCUCUCUGACCAGAAAUCGCCGACCGACUGCAAGGAGAUCGCCGAUCAGACGGUCUCCAAGUUCAAGAAGUUCAUCUCGAUCCUCAACCGUACCGGCCACGCCCGCUUUCGCAGGGGGCCGCCUUCCACCGCGCAGGCCCUGACCCUGGCCCCGGCGCCGCCGCAGUCGAAGCAGCCCCCGCCGCCUCUGCCGGCGCCCCAGGCCCUAAGCCUGGACUUCAACAAGACUAACCCGACCCAGCGCACCGGGGUCGCCGCCGUCCAAUUCUCCAAGGAGAGCUUCAUCAUCUCCUCAUUCCUCUCGUCGAUCACCGGCGACGGAAGCGUCUCCAACGGCAAGCAGGGUUCGUCCCUCCUCCCUCCUGUCGGCCCCGCCGCCUCCGCCGUCAAGCCGCUGCUCUUGUCCUCCCACAAGAAGUGCCACGGCCAUGCGCACUCCGAGGUAGCCACCGGAAAGUACGCUGCCUCCGGCGUUCGCUGCCACUGCUCCAAGAGUAGGAAAUCUCGGGUAAAGAGGACGAUACGAGUGCCAGCGAUAAGCUCGAGGAUGGCCGAUAUCCCACCGGACGAAUACUCGUGGCGGAAGUACGGACAGAAGCCGAUCAAGGGCUGUCCAUACCCCAGGGGAUAUUACAAGUGCAGCAGCGUCAGGGGGUGUCCGGCGAGGAAGCACGUGGAGAGGGCGCCGGACGACCCUUCGAUGCUGAUCGUAACAUACGAGGGAGAGCACCAGCACACCCAGAACCCUGUCCCGCCGUCCGAUAAACUCAUGGGGGAGUCUUCUUGAGACGGGAGGAAUGCCGAGAUGCGUGAUCAAGACCAUACAUCUCGUGUUCCCCUCAAUGUGAUGUCGUCCUGUGUCGCUUUUUUGCCCUUUUAAAUGUCUUUUUUUUUUUUUUUGUUUGGUUUUGUAAAAAAAUCCUGAGGAGAUAAAGGAAAAUUUUUGGGGUUGGAAA